This is a messenger RNA of Desarmillaria tabescens, 1864 nucleotides long. RefSeq lists its product as uncharacterized. The coding region runs from base 250 to 1407 and encodes 385 amino acids. The record is from RefSeq and is a predicted model, not a curated record. The transcript is spliced from 9 exons. NCBI's taxonomy places the organism in Eukaryota, Fungi, Basidiomycota, Agaricomycetes, Agaricales, Physalacriaceae.
UUUGAUGCCGUACGUUUCUUCCCCGCGACUCGUGAGCGAGCGGGUUCGCUCAUAAACAGGGCUUUCUGAUCUUUUGAGCAUCUGAUGUACUAUUCAAUUUCUUCUGGCGCUGUGCUAUUCAAUGCGGUGGUCAAGGAUAAGAGAUGGACAGGCUUUCAAAACAUUCAAUUCUUUAACGCCGUCGGAACCGACAAGGUGCAUCCAUAAUCAAUAGCUGACACGAUGAAUUGAUAUAUUUUACAAGUGUGAAUGGUUGGUCGUACAGUUACCGCCAUGUUGUUUCUUUCUUUCUACUUACUAGCGUCUCUCACUUUUGUUCUAUCUCAAGGUAAUCCCAACCCAACUGUAGGUGGGGAUCCCGACAAUGGCUGGCAGACAUUGCCGCAGGUCAUCGAUGCUACCGCAUAUCCUGACUGGGACGUGGGAGGUGGAAGCUUACCCGUAUACCAAACCAGCGGGGUUGAUAAUGGAAACAUAACUAGAGCAGUGAUAGUUUUACCUGGACGAAACCGGGAUUGCUGGUUCUAUUGGAACGUCAUGAACAACGCUCUGUCUAAUGCAACAAGGUCUGGUGCCGUUAGUGGACGCGACAACGUAUCCAUCAUGGGACCAUGCUUCUUCACGCAACCCGACUUGAAAGCAGGUGCGGCCCACGAUGGCCAGAUGCUUUGGGGCGCGACAACUUGGGUUAGUGGGCAUGAGAGCAUCACCCCACCAUAUCUUAGUAGCUUUGCCGUCCUCGACGCUUUGGUGGAUUAUUACACGGAUACCAGUGUAUACCCAAAUCUAAAAACCGUCGUCAUCGCGGGGCAUUCUGCAGGUGCGCAAAUGACCCAGCGCUACGCUGCUUUACGGAGAUCGACCAAGGACGAUAAUCGUCUUCACUUUUGGAUAGCCAACCCUGGGUCAUUAUGCUGGUUGACAAAGGACCGGCCGUUCCCUAAUGCAACGUGUGGAGGUGUGGACGACUACAAGUAUGGACUGUCCAGUCGCUUUCCGGCGUACUCUUCCGGGGAUGCGGCUAGAAAUGGUGUGGUAUCUAGAUAUAACAGUAGGAACAUACACUACGCGUGGGGUUUGAAAGAUAAUGGUCCUGGAGACACCCGAUGCGAAGCACUGACGCAGGGGAGCACCCAUUUAGAGAGAGGCCGGAAUUUUGUUGCAAUGCUGGAGGGUUUGGAGGGUUCCCUACCGCCAAGUGCAACCGUUGACUGGGUCGAGGGAGUCUCACACUCGAACGAGGAUAUGAUGAAUAGCCAGGCUGGGAUUGACAAGUUGUUCCUGUACGACAAUGCUCCGAGCCAGCCUCUUCCUCAGCUUCGGACCAGUGGGACAUCCAGGAGCAUGAUAUCAUGGGCGAUUUAUCUCAUGCCCGUGAUAUCCUCCAUCCUCCUGCUUAGAUGCUAGAAAAUUGUAUACCAAAGCCUGGAUACAGACUGUUUUUGCUGUCCACCAUCAAUGUAUUAUGGUCGGGAUACUACUGCAGUUUACGGAUAUGUAGGCGAUUAUUAAAACGACAAUGUCUUGAAGUGAUUCACAUUUGUUUCUCUCCCUGCCCCGUCGAUGUCUUGGCACUGGGCUACUUACUACUAUAUUUUCUGCCUCUCGAAUUUUUUGUUGCCACUGUAUGUAUGUAUGUCAAUGGAUAACACGCGACCGUGCAAUUAGACACAUUUGCCAUGUGAGUUAGGAAAGAACAGUCCAUGUUUGCUUAGAAAGACAAACGAGUACAGAAUACUACGAAAACCAGCUAUUUAAAUACUCUUUCGUAUCCUUCUAGUACUUUCUUCCUCUUAGUAAAACUUUACUUAGCAAGACCCGGACGUCGCGCCAGCCUGUACAGCCACAGGGUCAUCAAUAUUCC